Molecule: messenger RNA, 1691 nt
Organism: Thermothelomyces thermophilus ATCC 42464
Lineage: Eukaryota; Fungi; Ascomycota; Sordariomycetes; Sordariales; Chaetomiaceae
Exons: 3
Coding region: 244-1380 (378 amino acids)
Molecular function (GO): protein binding
Source: RefSeq, a predicted model, not a curated record
CUACACUACAAGUACCGUGUCGCACACACCGCCAACAAGCAACUUUCUCAGGGUCCCCCUGGUCCAUUCUUUGAAGGUAUCCCGCGAAGUCGAACGACGAUUGGAAACAACCUACAUCUCGCACCGCCAUUCGAAUCCUCGACCUCCCUCGGUUAUCCCCAUCCACGGCAAAGCUCAUUCGAUUUCGCGACCUGCGCAAACGCGUACCCGUAACACACAACACUCACACACACAUCGCUAGCCAUGCCCGCGCCAGUCGAAGAAGGGAACCGCUCACCGGGGCACCACAUCGAACUAGCCGACGACAACCCUUCCCCACGGCACGAUGGCGAAGCGAGUCCCGGGCUCAGAGACAGCAAGGGCUGGGACGGGAAGCUGCGCGUUCCCAAAAACGCCCUCCUGGCGAAUCCAGAAGCGCUCUCGGACCCGGAGUAUUCGGACGAGGACAACGUUAUCCCCGGCGAGGAGGUUGCCGCGGACGAAGACAUUCUCGACGGCGAGGACUCAGACACGGAUGAGAUCAUCUGCACCCACUCGCGAAUCAAGUCGAUCCCCGCCCUCCGGCUAGAGAGGUUCAAGAGGGUGGCCCGCAUCUGCCUGCGCCAGAACCUGAUCCAAGACAUCGAGGGCUUCUCGUGCGUCGCGUCCACCCUCAACGACCUCGAUCUCUACGACAACCUCAUCUCCCGCAUCCGCGGCCUCGACGACCUCGUCAACCUCACCUCUCUCGACCUCUCCUUCAACAAGAUCAAGCACAUCAAGCACGUCUCCCACCUGACCAACCUGACCGACCUCUACCUGGUGGCCAACAAGAUCUCCAAGAUCGAGGGCCUGGCGGGCCUCACCAGGCUGCGCAACCUCGAGCUCGGCUCGAACCGGAUCCGGCAGCUCGAGAACCUCGAGACGCUCAAGUCGCUCGAGGAGCUCUGGGUGGCCAAGAACAAGAUCACGUCGCUGACGGGCCUCGCGGGCCUGCCGAACCUGCGGCUGCUGUCGAUCCAGUCGAACCGGAUCCGGGACCUGUCGCCGCUGCGCGACGUGCCGCAGCUCGAGGAGCUCUACAUCUCGCACAACGCGCUCGCGUCGCUCGAGGGGCUCGAGCACAACACGCGCCUCCGCGUGCUCGAGGUGUCCAACAACCAGAUCGCCAGCCUCCGCGGCCUCGGGCCCCUCGCCGACCUCGAGGAGCUCUGGGCCAGCUACAACCAGAUCGCCGACUUUGCCGAGCUCGAGCGCGAGCUCGCCGACAAGCGCGCCCUCACCACCGUCUACUUCGAGGGCAACCCGCUCCAGCUGCGCGCCCCGGCCCUCUACCGCAACAAGGUGCGCCUGGCCCUGCCCCAGGUGAGGCAGGUGGACGCGACUUUUGUACGGACAUGAGCGAACGGGGUUGGGGGGGCGGGGGAGCUAUGCUUCUUUUGUUUUGAUAUGAUAUGCUGUGGCUGAUCUGAACCGAACGACUGGUGACUUUUGUACCCUCUUCGUCUGCCUACCAACCAAUUUCUUUUUGUAUAUAUAAUAGCUGGUAAUAGCUGGUCUGGUAGGGCCGGAACAGCGAGGCGGGAAUGUGAACGGCAAGGGAGAGGGGAAGGGUGAAGGUUACGGGAACGGCUAUAUGCCAAACCAUGUCUCCUACAUAGUAGGUAGCAUGCACGGACGUUUUCUGUUAUCAACGUUCGGUGAAGUUCGGG